UCGAAGGGGUGAUGUUUUAUUCUAUCAACCCUCUUCUAAAGAUGUGCUCAAUUUCAAAGUUAUGAGUUCCUCUGGCAGUGAACAUGUCAGAACUGAACGUCGCAAUGUUAAGACCACGAAAUUGCGGCCUGUAAAAGUGGAAGUAAAGACUGAGGAUGUUGAGGCUGGUAAUGAUAUAAAUGAGAAGCCUCCUGAACAACGAGGCACGGAGAUGGUGGUGAAUGUAGCUGCGGAGGCCGGUACUAGCACGUGCGUAGUGAGGAAGAAGAAGAAGAAGAAGCAGGAUUUCUAUGGUGAGGAGAUUUUCAAACGUGGGGGUAUGCGGCCGCCCUUGAACCCUUUCUUCGUGGUGGAUGUGAGGGAAAACAGAGUGAAUGAGAUGUACUUCCCCAAAGAUGUGAUCAGAGACAACAAUAUCAGACUCCCAAACACUUUGUUGGUGGUGGAUCCGAAAGGGAGGAAGUUCGAGACGACGCGCAGACCAUGGAAGGAUGGUAGAGUGAACUAUUGUGGAGGGUGGAAAGCCAUCUACCGAGCGAAUAUGUUGAAAGUAGGUGACAAGCUCAUCUGCGAGUUCAUCGGAAAUGACCAUGGCCGAGGCGUAGGGGAUAUACACCUCAAGGUAAGUUUAUACCUUGCAGUAUAGGUAGCAAAGGGUAGGGAUGGUGAAACGAAGGACAAAAACUGUACAAAUUUUUAGUUUUUUUUUUUGUGUGUGAAAAGAUUAGGACAAUGCAAUAAGAUUGUGUUGUAAUUUAGGUUCAAUAGUAAUUUGUUGUGAUACAGAAACUCCAAUGAUAUGAUGGAUCAA
Molecule: messenger RNA, 811 nt
Organism: Salvia hispanica
Lineage: Eukaryota; Viridiplantae; Streptophyta; Magnoliopsida; Lamiales; Lamiaceae
Source: RefSeq, a predicted model, not a curated record